AUGACAGGAUGGAGUGGACUGUUUAUAGAAGUCCCUCUGUAUAGAUUGGCAUUCAAAGUGUGCUGUCAUCUGCAGGGACCACAGGGAUUUCUUCAGAGAGCCUGCCAGGGAGUGAGUUGUGUGCCAAGGGACUCCAGAGCAGCUGGAAUCGUGGAAGAAAAAAGGAAGAACUUCAUCAGCCAAAGCCUUGUCCUGGGAGAAGUGCUCUGCAUGGUGGAUGUGGCCAUGUCUAUAAAGUGUGGAAUCCUUUUAUUGUUAUUUGGUGGUGCAGUCAGCAAUCUUGGAAGUCCUGAACAUGUUACCAAGUGGUUUCCAUCAAUCAAGGAGCAGAAGUAUACUGGGAUGUUUGCAAUGACCGAGAAGGGCCACGGGAGCAACGUGAGAGGGAUCCAGACUGAGGCCACCUUUGACCUUGACAAUCAGGAGUUUGUGAUUGACACACCGUGUGAAAAUGCCCAGAAGAUGUACAUCGGCAACGCCAUGCAUGGGAACUAUGCUGCUGUCUUCGCCCAGCUCAUCAUUGAGGGAAAGUCUCAAGGGCCCCACUGUUUUAUUGUUCCUAUCAGGGAUGAAAGUGGAAACUUGUACCCAGGAGUGACAGCUAUUGACAUGAUGCACAAAGAAGGUAUGAAUGGUGUGGAUAAUGGAAUUUUGAUAUUUGACAAGGUUCGGAUUCCAAGAGAGAACCUGCUGGAUAAGUUUGGUUCUGUGGCUCCAGAUGGAAAGUACCAUUCACCUAUUCAAAGCAAGAGCGCAAGAUUCAAUGCAAUGCUGGCAACGCUGACCCCUUCAAGACUAGCAGUGACUUUCCAAGCUAUGGGCGCCAUGAAGCUUGGACUGACGAUAGCCAUCCGCUAUAGCCACAGCCGAAGGCAGUUUGGGCCCAAGGGCCAAGAAGAGGUGAAGAUCAUUGAGCACCAAAUGCAGGCACUCAGGCUGAUGCCUCACCUGGCCACAGCCCUGGCUCUGACCUUCACCAGCAGGCAUGCUGGCUACAUCCUGGAUGAAGACAUCUUCCAGGGAAGGGAGCUCAUCAACAGGCGAUCGCUACAGGCACUGAUGGCUGGGCUGAAAGCUUACAGUACGUGGGAGACUGUCAGCUGCCUACAGGACUGCCGUGAAUGUACGGGAGGCAUGGGUUACAUGAUGGAAAACCGAAUCUCAGGCCUGAAAUGUGACACAGAUGUAUUUGUAACCUUUGAAGGUGACAAUGCGGUCAUGCUUCAGGUUGUGGCCCGGGAACUGCUGGCCCAGUACAGCAAGCAGCAUAAGAAAAACCCACUCUUGGGUCUGAUCAGGAACUGGACUGCAACUGCCCGAGACAAGCUGAGAACCAGUUUCCUGAUGUUUAACACUGACACAGUAGGACAUCUUGCUUUUCUGCUGAAAGCAGUGAAUUUUCGAGAGAGGGUUCUUCAGAGGAGUCUGGUGUCCAGAAUUUACUAUAAGGUGGUGACUGAGAAGGGGGACUUCUUCAGAGCCUGGAACUCCUGUAUGCACCAUGUCACCUCAUUGUCUCUGGCACACAUUCACAGAGUUGCACUAGAGCAGUUCACGAUGGCAGUGAGGCACUGUCCCAACAGGGAGGACCAGGCUUUGCUAAUGAAGUUCUGUCUGCUGUAUGGAACGAAGCUGGUGUUCCAGGAGCGGGGCUGGUACUUAGAACAUGAAUUCCUGACUCCGGCUGCCAGCAAGCAGAUCAGGGCUCAGUUGCUGAAUUUGUGCGAGUCCGUGAAGGAUGACGCCCUGAAGGUGAUCUCUGCGUUCAAUAUUCCACACAGCACCAUCCGCGCACCAAUAGCGGGAAUCCCCAACCCCGGGGCUGCAGAGGCCUUCCACCCGGCGCCCACGCAGCCGCUCGUGCGGGAUGGCGCGCGCUCCCGACUGGCCAAGCUGUGAGCCAGGCGAGAAAUGUAGUGUCCCAUCUUCCAAGUAUUUGGUCAGAGCUGGAGCAGAGGACAAAGUGGCAGGUGCGGGGCAGCCACCUUGGGGAUAUUAGUCAGGCAGAGGAGGUCCAGCUAAGGCUGGCAAGGAGCAGGACAACUUGUCCGGGAGAGGGAGCCCUAGAUGGAUGCCCUAAGUAGCACAGUGACUUAUCCAGGUCACCUAAGCAAGCCCUUGCCUUGACUUCUCCCAGCCAUGGCCCUGGAUCCCCAGACAAUGGUCUCGCCCACCCGCACGGUGUCACCAAAGAUCUCUACUGUCAGCGGUGACUCAGAUUCCCAGAGACUUCGAAAAUCUCUGGCGCUGGGUGAAAAAAAAAAUCAAAACAUAAAAAUCAAACACCCUUAGGCAAAGGGGGUGGAGGAGAGCUCCACCCUCUCCAAGCUCGGGCAAAAGUUCAACGAGGGAUGAUUAGUGAAUCAGCUCUGUGAGGAAAUGCGCCGGCGAGAGCCGAGAGCUUGAGCCCGGAGUCGUCCUAGUCUUAGCAGGUGGGCGAUCUCCGGACCGCAGGACCAUGCGCAACAAACGGUCCUCGGCGCUAAACUGUUACCCACCCUUCAGAGAUGUGCAAAGUUUAAUAAAUGAUAGAAAGGUGCUCCGGCGGCUUGGAGAGGUAGGGAUGGCGGGCCUGGGGAAUUGUUGGAAUAAAGUGAUUUUGGAAUUUGGAGAUUA
Apodemus sylvaticus (European woodmouse) is the source of this 2616-nucleotide messenger RNA. RefSeq names its product acyl-CoA oxidase like (gene Acoxl). Lineage: Eukaryota; Metazoa; Chordata; Mammalia; Rodentia; Muridae. The record is from RefSeq and is a predicted model, not a curated record. Gene Ontology annotation, biological process: lipid homeostasis; fatty acid beta-oxidation using acyl-CoA oxidase. Gene Ontology annotation, cellular component: peroxisome. Gene Ontology annotation, molecular function: acyl-CoA oxidase activity; fatty acid binding; FAD binding. The coding region runs from base 1 to 1899 and encodes 632 amino acids. The transcript is spliced from 18 exons.